AUGGUGCCAUCUCCACCAGCUUUCUCCUCCGAGGCCACCUUCAAGGUGGGGGUGAUGGGUCCUUGGACCUGCGACCCCCUCCUAGCCCGGGCUUUGCCCGAGGUGGCCUCUCGCUUGGCCGUCACCCGUCUCAACCGGGACCCAAACUUCAACGAAGGCUUCUGGUGGGACGCGGUGGUGUUGGCCGAAGCUUGCCAGACCCCCCAAGCCGUGACGGGGCUUCUCAACGUUGACCGUUACGCCACCGGUCUGGUGGGACCUCUCAACCCGGCCACCUGCGGAGCCGCCGGGCUCUUGGCGGCCGCUUGGAACAAACCCUUGGCUUCUUGGGCUUGUGUGGGAGAUGUCGAAGGCUUGGAGACCUUGGUCAAACCCAUGCCGGAACCUUCUGGGGUGCUCCACGCUCUUCUCCGCUUCUUCCGGUGGGCCCACGUGGCCAUCAUCUCCGCCCCACAGGAUCUCUGGCGCGAGGUGGGGCAGGGCUUGGCCCAGGACCUUCGGGCGCGGGGACUUCCCAUCACCGUGGUCACCACAGCUGGGACACAGGAGGAUGAGGCCCGGGCAGCUCUGAGGAGGGUGCAGAGGGCGGACGGCGUGCGAGUGGUGGUGAUGUGCAUGCACUCGGUCCUGCUGGGCGGCGAGGAGCAACGGGUGCUCCUGGAGAAGGCUGAGGACAUGGGCAUGACCGACGGCACCUACGUCUUCAUCCCCUACGACACCCUCACCUUCCCCUUGCCCUACCACCGCCUGCCCUACCCCGUCCUGGCCAACAACACCAAGCUGCGCCUGGCCUACGACGCCGUCCUCACCGUCACCAUCGACUCACCCGAUGGGACCUUCCAGGAGGUCCUGCGCCAGGCCCAGGAGGCCUACGAGAUCCCCGCCCACAUCGACCCCAUGCAGGUCCACCCCCUCUUCGCCACCAUCUACAACUCCAUCCACUUCUUGGCCAAGGCGGUGGAGACCACGCGACGCAGCGGCCGUUGGGUGAUGGGCACCAGCGUGGCCGACCACGCCCGCGCCUUCCAACUGGAAGGGUUCUGCCAGUUCUUCUCCGUCACCGAAGAUGGGGCUGUCACCGUCCCCUACGUGGUGCUGGACACGGAUGGCAAGGGUGACCACUUGUGGCCGGUCUACGGCUUGGAACCGGGCACGCGGGGCUUGAGUUCCCGUGGCCACAGCGUCCACUGGCCCCACAGCUCCAGCCCCGGCACCGACGCCGGUUGUUGGUUUGAGUCGGGUUCCAUCUGCAACGGGGGGGUGGACGCCACCUUCGUCCUCCUCAUGUUCGCCCUCAUCUCCGCCCUCAUCGCGGCAGGAGCUGCCUUUGCCUGUUUCAUCAGGCGCCGCAUCCAGCAGGCCCAGUUGAUGAAGGGGCCCAACAAGAUCAUCCUCACCAUGGAGGACCUGACCUUCAUCAACACCCAGAGCAGCAAACGGGGUGACUGGGUCUGGCUGAAGAAGUUCCCCGGGGACCAACACGGUGAGGUGAAACCGGCCACCAAGUUGGUCUUCUGUAAG
Molecule: messenger RNA, 1521 nt
Organism: Egretta garzetta (little egret)
Lineage: Eukaryota; Metazoa; Chordata; Aves; Pelecaniformes; Ardeidae
Product: retinal guanylyl cyclase 2
Exons: 7
Source: RefSeq, a predicted model, not a curated record